Messenger RNA from Colletotrichum truncatum, 1059 nucleotides. RefSeq lists its product as uncharacterized. NCBI's taxonomy places the organism in Eukaryota, Fungi, Ascomycota, Sordariomycetes, Glomerellales, Glomerellaceae. The record is from RefSeq and is a predicted model, not a curated record.
AUGCAACAUCAGCAGCAGCAGCAGCAGCAGCAGCAGCAGCAGCAUCAACAACAUCCCCAGCACCCUAAGCAACAACACCAGCCGCAGCAUCAGCAGCAUCAGCAACCUCAGCCUCAGCAGCAACAAACGCAGCCCCAGCAGCAGGGACAGCCGCAGCCGCCGCCGCCGCAGCAGCAGCAGCAACAACAACAACAACAACAACAACAACAUCAGCAGCAUGCUCAGCAACAGCACGCUCAGCAACACCAGCAACAGCAGUCUCAGUUCUCGACACCCCAGCCUCCCUCGCAUGGUCAGACCCCGACGGCAGCCGCGCACCAACAGCAACACUCAAUAUCCUCUGUCACAACUCCCCAAACACCGACAUUCCCUCCCAACACCCAGAACGCGGUUGCCAACGGCACUUCGGCGGUAUCUACGCCGCUUAGCCCCGGUAGCGAGUCGCGAGAACAGGAGCGGUUUUCAGUACUGCUGGAAAUAAAUCAAGAGUUAUUGUUCGAGUCCAUGCAACUGCAACAUACUCUGAGCGAGCUUAAGAAGGAGGCUGCGCCAUCAGGCGAGGGGGAGCAGGCGAGGAAACCUUCACAAGAAGAGGCUGCUGUGCAACAAGACUAUAGCCACUGCAUGCGACGACUUCAAGCGAACCUUGCGUACCUAGCGGCAUUGGCAGACAGGAAAGGUUCUGUUCAAGUACCGCCUUCUCCGGCGUACCUUUCCUCUCCGCCUUUAAACAUGACUCUCAAAGUCCGUCUGCAAACACCGCCUGGAGACUUAGCUGAAAACAAUCCGGACCCGAUGACGGACCGCGAAGAACGAUCAAAAUACCUAUCAGAACUUUACUCCAAGCUUCAAGCUCUGUUCCCAAACGCCGAUCCGAAAAAGGAGCCGUCUUUCCAGACACCAGCCCGUCCACAAGGUCAGCAAGGCCAGCAAGGACCGGGACAAGGUCAACGGCCGCAGGGUCAUCAGGCAAGCCCUGGCAUGGCCCAGGCACAACGCCCUUUGCAGAUGCAAAACAUGCAAGGAGCUCAUCAACCUCAAGGAAUGGUCCCGUCUUAG